Paralichthys olivaceus (Japanese flounder) is the source of this 850-nucleotide messenger RNA. RefSeq names its product tachykinin precursor 3a (gene tac3a). Gene Ontology annotation, biological process: positive regulation of blood pressure; tachykinin receptor signaling pathway. The record is from RefSeq and is a predicted model, not a curated record. Lineage: Eukaryota; Metazoa; Chordata; Actinopteri; Pleuronectiformes; Paralichthyidae.
CGUUACGCAGGUAUCCAGCUAUUGCUUAUUACCCUAAAGCCUGGAACACCCUGGUUAUCCUCUCCGGAUCUCACUGCAGGAUCUAUCCGUACCCUCUCCACUCUGCACCAGGGCGCACUCAGCUCACUCUUUUACAAAAUCCCCUGCUCGUCAGGAAUCAGGUGGUGCUGAGAAAAUGAGGAGAGGUUUGCUGCUGGUGACUCUGUUCUUCAUCCUGAAACUUCGGCACAGCCAGUCCAGAUGCGAAGAAACCGGAUCGCGCAGAUCAACUUCAGAUUCUGUAGGUUUGAACAACCUAAAGCGGAACAUUCUGAAGAGGUAUAGUGAUUUGGAUUAUGACAGCUUUGUGGGAUUGAUGGGCAGAAGAAAUACGGAUGCCAACAUUGUACAGUCUCCACAAAAAAGAGAAAUGCAUGACAUUUUUGUUGGUCUUAUGGGGAGGAGAAACUCAGAGCCUGAUAAUGGCCUGAGGAGAGAGUAUCCAGAGAAGAGAGGCAUUUUUCUGAACAAGUGCAGGCUGAGGUUUCUUCAGGGGCUGUAAACACUGAAACAACGGUCAACAAUGACAGAUGAAAGAUAAGAGCGAACACAAAUAAUAAACCAAGUGUCUGGUGGAAACGACCAAACCGACAAGGUUCCCACGUGUAAAAGUGCCAACUGGCUCAUGAGUGACCAUUAACUACACAGAUUGUAUUUGAUUUACCUGAAAAAAAACCUAAUCAGAAGUGAAAGGUGGCAAUUUCUGUAUCAUGUCAUUCUGUUUCUUCAAAGUUCCAAAUAAACGUAAUUUUUUUAUACCGAAUUUAUUCAUUCAAAACAUGGGUGUUUUUUCCUGCUGCUUUUUUGAGAG